AUCAAACUCAAAGUUAUGAACACAAAAAUCGUUUAAAAUUCACUGCGAAUGGUCUGUUAUGCGACGGAUGACACCAAGCUAUAUUUCAAAAUAGCAACUUUUCGUGUUCACAAAUAAGGGUUCGUGCGUCAAGGUGCGCGCGCACGCCUGCCUCGUGCGCGAGGUGCUCGCUCGGCAGCACUCGGCACUUGGCGGGAACACAGUGCGCGUGAGUCUCCGUCCUUCUCGCGCGUCCGCGGCACUUCUCGUCCCGCUUUGGAACCGUAACACCGACGAGAGGUCGGCUCCGUUGCCGCGGGGUGGCUGGACGUCCUAGGGUCUGUGUUUCGGGUAUGAGGACCGCAGCGUGACCCAGGCACAGUAACUGCGUCGACGCUUUUUUUUUUUUUUAGAAGAAAAUAAGGUGAGAAGUGGAGGACAUCAUGGCAGACGCAAAGUGCCUUCUGAAAACACCGAGUAACUUCCAAUCAUCUGCCAUGUUUGAAGGCUCGGAGGCUGUGGAGGCAGAGGGGGGCAACACAGAGAGCACGGUGGCCUCUUCCAUCAGCGCCUGUAAGAAGGUGCUGUGCAGCAACAGCGCGUUGGACUCUUCAGAAUACUGGCUGAGGAACGAAAAAGCUCUGUGUAGACUGGGCCUUCUGGACUACGACGCAGAAGGCAGCUGCACCAUGAUCUGUUUCGUGAAUCUGGACCCUCAGAAAACUGACUAUUGUGACGACAAAAGCCUAAAGAAAUUGGCAAUGAUGUCACCAGACCUGCCAAGGCUUGUUGAGUUACUCACUGUUCACCAGCCAAAAGAAAAUGAGAUCCUCUUCCUCGGUGGCCUUGAAGGAGCAGACACCUGCCAAACGCACCCACCAGCCCCUUCUCAGGGUCUUCAACAGCAGCAGAGAAGUACAGGCGUGUGCCUAUUUCAGAGUUCAGGGCAAAGAGGCAACAUUCAACCCAACAGAAUCAUCUUUGAGAUCAACCGGUUCCUGCUAGGUCUGCAGUGGGGAAAGGAACAACAGCAUCACCACGGGCGGAUAACCAGACAACGGCUUGAUGACGACACAAAUCGUUCAGUUUCAUCCAUCGAGGAAGAUUUCCUGACCGCCUCAGAACACUUAGGAGAAGACAGUGAGGAUGACCCUUGCAGGAAUGAGCAAGAUGUUGGGGAUCAGGCUGAGAGCUUGGUGGACAUUGCACAGAAGCAUAGCGCUAGUGUCACAGGUCAGAGGGGACAGAUGGUCCACCAUCAGAUGAGGGAAAACGCAGAGGUGAAAAGAGAAAUAGGAGUCAGCCCGCACACAAAGGAAUCAGCUGGUCAUUACGCCACUAAUCUGGCAGAGUCUGUGUUGCAGGAUGCCUUUAUACGGCUAUCUCAAGACGAAUCCUCAUUUGUCUCUGAAGCUGCGGUCAGCGUGUCUCACUCCAGAUACCCCGCCAAUACAGCUCUCUCACAAGCAAAACAGUCUUCCCAACAACGGACCUGCUCAUUUGAACUUCCAAAAAUUGUUAUAGUUCAAAGCCCUGACAGUGCAGAUGGAACUGCAGAGUGGCUAGAGACACAGGUGUCAAAUGUGUCUGAGCAGGAUACCCCAAACAAAGACUGUGAGAUGCCAGAAAAGGAGAAAAAAACUCACAUUCCUCAGCACAAUGGAGGACACCAACCCAAACCCGUGGAGGUGGCUCUGGCCUGUGCUGCCAAUGUUGUUGGCACAAUAACGUCCCCGCAGCUAACAGAACACCUCGCCUUGGAUUCAACUUCAGGAGAAGAACCUGAGGAAGAGCUUCAGGAACCAGAAGAAAAAGCAGAUUACUCCUUCUCCUCAGCUAUGUGUGGUAUAGCACAGGUUGCUGGUGCUGUAGCAGCCGUGGAGCUUACGGACAAAUCAUUGGACAAUAAGGAUUGUGAAGCCGAUUUAAAUGAAGGCUACACCGCAUCGCAGGGUUUGAUAUCGGCUGCCCAAAUAUCUGCAGCCUUUACAUUACACUGUAGUGUUGCGGAAGGUACUAGUGUAGAAGUGUUUCGUGCAAACAUUGCAGAGGUCCUUCACAGGGAAGCAGCUGAGGUACUAUCUUCUCCACAUGGAUACAGGAGUGUAGCAGACCUCUUAGAGUCCACACAUAACAAGAUUGUUGAUGGUAUCACUUGUCCCAAAAAAUCCUACGCAGAUGAAAGGGAAAUGGGUGACCUAAUCAAUGAGGUGGCCGACAGUCUUUUCAAACAUGCUUUAGAGAUUGCAAAAAAGAAAAAAGAGCUCCAAGGCACCAAAGAGGAUGCAUCAAGCCUCCAGGUUCUUCUGCAGGAUAGUGUAAACAAUUUGCUGUUUGAAAUUCUUUGCGUGGCACAAAAGAAGAUUAGUCACAUUUCCAGACAUGACAAAGGUCCAUUUGAGACGCGACAAGACUUUAAUACUGGCUCGAAGGAAUAUUCCACCAUAACCGACAGUGAUGACUCGUUAAGUCAAUUACAGUCUUCAGCUAGUUAUAGGCAGUCCACUAACAGUGACAAACAUAGUGGAAUGCGUCACAGGACGGAUAGGCUUACCAUGGUUUCUGGACUGAAGCCAACAAAUGUGGCUGAAGAAAGUGACUUCGGUACAUCUUAUCAUACAGAGUACAACAAAGAGCAACAGCAGCAACACCCUUUUUGUGGACAAAGUCCGUUAAAGAGUGUCAUUCACAGAAAAGACUACUACCAAAACCAGCCUGACUAUAAUAUUGUCAGAGUGCCUUUGAGUGAAAUUCCAGUUAAUGGCAUGGAACGGCGGGGGCGAUCAUUGACAGGAAGUGAAAGCAGACAGGCUUCCCUUACCCCCCAGUCCUCCCUCAACUCCUGCAGUUCACUGUUCUCUUGGAGAAUGGACUCCGAGACCAGGACACCUAUUACAUGCUUUGCUGAUGACUUAGCUGCGACAGUGGUGUCUAUGGCCACAGAGCUCGCAGCCAUAUCGCUUGAGAAUUCUACAGGGAAACAGCCUUGGUUCUGUGCCCUCAAAGGGACGUUUACAGAGGGCCCGGAGGCCUACCUAAUUCCGGCUUGCCGAACGGUACUAAGGAGGAAAGAAGGUCAGAGCAACAAUGCAUUGUCAAAGAAACAUCGUGCACCACGCCUCAGUGAAAUUAAAAAGAAAACAGAGGAGCAACCAGAGUUAAUGGAGCGACUUGUAAACCGUGUGGUGGAUGAAUCAGUCAACCCUGAUGAACCACAGGACCCAUUUGCACUCUUUGCCUCGGAAGUCACUGCCAGGAUCAUGAACUGCCCUGAGCUCAAUGUCGUGGACACUUCCAAAGCCGGCCAGUCACGAAGCAGAUUGCAGUGUGAAAGGUGGAGCCGUGGGAAGGCAUCAAGUUAUGAAAGCAUUCCAGAAGAAGAUGGUGACCCCUUAGGCACACCAAACACCCUUGGCCCUGGCAGUCAUUUAGGUCAGAAUCUGAGUCGUGGUAGCUCAAUCUCCAAGCAGUCAAGUUGUGAGAGCAUCACAGAUGAAUUUUCAAGGUUCAUGGUAAACCAGAUGGAGACUGAGGGCAGAGGCUUUGACCUUCUUCUGGACUACUACGCAGGGAAAAAUGCCAGUAGCAUUCUAUCUGCAGCAGUGCAACAGGCUGCAUCUAAGAAAAAUGGCCACCUUAAUGUCAGGACUACAUCCUGCUUGUCCAAACAGUCUAGCACAGAGAGCAUCACGGAGGAGUUCUACAGGUUCAUGCUCCGAGACAUGGAUAAAGAGAACAAAGAAUAUGGCAUUGCUAAGACUAAAGAGUGGAGCAACAGCUUGUUCCCCCCAUCUCCUCGGACACCCUUUUGUAUCAGACAGUCGUCAGUCCCUGACAGGCGCUCUUCAGACUCGAGACUGACAGUUAACUCGCCUAUCAAAGCCAAUUCGUUUGAUGGAUUUGCCCGAAAUGUGCAUGGAGACACAUUGAAUAUCUAUCCAAGCAACUCUGUGUCUGCAACGGGCCUUUGUAAGUCAGACUCGUGCCUCUAUCAAAGAGGCAAGACUGACCAGAUCACCGAUAUGUUGAUUCAUGAGACCUGGUCCAGCUCUAUUGAGUCAUUGAUGCGAAAGAACAAGAUCAUUGCAGAUCCAGAGGACGACCUAGAAGCUGCAGGCGACUCCCAACCUCAUGUGCAGCAGUUUGCCAAUCGCCUGGCAGCGGACAUUGUUGAUAUUGGAAAAUCGUCUGUUGUAGUUCAGCAAGAUAGCAUCAUGAAUGCCUCACAAAAACACAUUCCUGUUGGUGAGAGAAGAAUGGGGUUCAAACAAUCCCAUCUAAAUUGUAACCGUAGUAGGUCAAGUCAUGAACAAGUGGCUUCAGGGAUAAGUGACUGCAGUACACCUCAUAUAAGAGGUCACAGGGAUGUGCCAGUGAUACAUAUUGAAGUGGAUCAGAAGGAUGAGGCUUCCAUAAGCCAUGAAAGGAGAGAUCAACCUCGAGAACGACCAGAGGAAAUUCCAACUACCCAGCAGACCGAGAGGAUUACAGCCAAUGGCAACAGGACUGCAACCAGCAGCGGGUCCAGCGUGGGCCUGGCAGACGUAGAUACUUCUUCAGACAGCGCAGUGAUUGGUAUGCAGUCUGAGAAAAGCGAUCAAGCAGCAACCAAUAAGAGUAACCUUGAAAGCGGCUCAUGCAAGACAUCAGCACCAGGAGGUGGAGGUCACACGAGAGACCUCCUGGUGCUGAACUGUGACCUCGAAGCAGAAUGUGAGGACUCUGAGUUGACCGUGGCUCUGCAGUGGAUCGCUGCUUCUGAGCUUGGACUUCCUGUCCUCUACUUCAAGAAGUCUAAAGAGAAGAAGAUCGCCAAGUUCCAGAGGGUGAUCCACCUCAUGUCCCAGAAGUCUUGGCGAAUUGCAGACUUGUUCAAUGCUCUGGUUCACUUCGGCAAGCUUCACCAGGAAGACCAGAGUGGGGACAAGCAUCCCUCCGGCCUGUUUGAUUGGCUUUUGGACACCAUGUGAAGAGGAGUUUCCUCACUCUGCACACUAAAGUUUGCAUGCUCACUCUUCCCUCACCAAGUAUGUUGCUUCCAAAGUUGAGAGCACAAAGACAUGGGCACACUUGGCAACAUGUGUGUGUCGCUGCUUGAUAAAAGCCAUGUCUUCUUCCAGUAGGAACAUGGCGUGAACGUUCCUACUGGAAGUGAACACGCCGCUGAGUAGUCAGCAGGUUUAACUGCUCCAGUGUACAGAAAUCCACUAUAAAUAUAUUCUAGAAAAUACUUGCAGAGUUUCCCAACAAAUGUAUUUAUUUAUUCAUUAAUAGAAACCAGGGCCAGAUGUUUAAGUUUAACUUUCUCGACACAUUGUUGUGUGACAUUACCACCUGCGUAGGAAUCGAGCACACAUGUUCUAUUUGACAACUGUUGUCUUGUACAUACGUCGACACUUUCAACCAACUGCACCUGAGAGAGUGGAGGGGCCGAGUGCAAUUUGUAACGUGGACUUUGUACGUGAAUUUGGUGUUUAGUUACUCUUGUGUUACAUUGGACGUUGCAAAGAGAAGCACACUAUUCUGCUGUAAAGUGUUGUGUAACUGAAUGUAAUUCUCUUUUGGCAUCAAUAAAAUUGUGAUGUGAAUUACUGUACUUAAAAAUGUAUGUGGGCCUUUCAUCGUCAAACUUAACUUAGCUCACUAAAAUACAAAGCAUGACUUUAAGUCAGUGGUCCCCAAACUUUUUGACUCGGGGGGCCGCUUUGGGUUAAAACAAUUUGGCCAGGC
Nerophis ophidion (straightnose pipefish) is the source of this 5709-nucleotide messenger RNA. It is a transcript of the gene sphkap, whose product is annotated as SPHK1 interactor, AKAP domain containing. The record is from RefSeq and is a predicted model, not a curated record. The transcript is spliced from 11 exons. Gene Ontology annotation, cellular component: cytoplasm. Gene Ontology annotation, molecular function: protein kinase A binding. Bases 423 to 4949 code for a protein of 1508 amino acids. Lineage: Eukaryota; Metazoa; Chordata; Actinopteri; Syngnathiformes; Syngnathidae.